AAGAGGGCACCGUCCCCCUUCUUCUCAGAGUCACAGGGACACCCGUUCAGCUUUCUUAUUCUCUCUCCGUGAACAAAUCACCGUGUUCUUUGCUGGGUUCACCGGAAUGUCGCCGGUUUCUUCUUUUACGAGAAUCGCCGGUUCCUUUCCCUUUUCCAGGCUCUUCAGGCAGCUAGAACAGGAGAUGGAAACUGUGAUUAAGGUUCUACAGCCUGGACCACUGGGGAUUGUUGAGCACAAGUUCUCUGCUGAAGAGAUACGUGAGGCGAACGCUACCGUCAAUAGAGCAGUAGAGAAUUGGCGUAGGAAUGCAACCCUAGAAAAACAUAAUGAUGUACUGAAAGAUUAUAUUGAGAAAUGAUCAGAUUCUUAGCUUCAGAAGUAAGAUGAAAUUCUUGUCUCUUCAUUGUCUUGAAUAAUCAAAUGAGAAGAACCCUCUAUCACAUGUAAGCCU
Molecule: messenger RNA, 454 nt
Organism: Diospyros lotus (date-plum)
Lineage: Eukaryota; Viridiplantae; Streptophyta; Magnoliopsida; Ericales; Ebenaceae
Exons: 2
Coding region: 107-361 (84 amino acids)
Source: RefSeq, a predicted model, not a curated record